CCUGACUAGGACAUGCCUUCCCCUGAGAAACCUUGGACAGCAGGAUUUGCUUUAGUAUCUGAUUGGGACAACUCACAGAGACGCUUCCAGUCAUGGAUUCAGAUCAAGAUGUAGCAUUCAAACUUGCCCAGGAGCGAGCUGAAAUAGUUACUAAAUAUGACAGGGGACGAGAAGGUGCAGAGAUUGAACCUUGGGAAGAUGCUGAUUACCUUGUUUACAAAGUCACAGAUAGAUUUGGCUUUUUACAUGAGGAAGAGCUCCCGUAUCAUAAUGCAGCCAUGGAGCGGCAAAAGCACCUGGAAAUUGAAAGAACUACCAAAUGGCUGAAAAUGCUGAAAGGAUGGGAGAAAUACAAGAACACUGAGAAGUUUCAUAGAAGAAUUUACAAAGGAAUCCCGCUCCAGCUCAGAGGUGAAGUCUGGGCUCUCCUUCUUGAAAUCCCUAAAAUGAAAGAAGAAACAAGAGACCUUUAUAGUAAAUUAAAACACAGAGCCCGGGGCUGCUCACCUGAUAUCAGGCAAAUAGACCUGGAUGUGAACCGCACGUUUAGGGACCAUAUCAUGUUCAGAGACAGAUACGGUGUUAAGCAACAAUCCCUAUUCCAUGUUCUUGCUGCAUAUUCUAUUUAUAACACGGAGGUCGGGUAUUGCCAGGGGAUGAGCCAGAUCACAGCUUUGCUCCUCAUGUACAUGAACGAGGAAGACGCCUUCUGGGCCCUGGUCAAACUCUUCUCAGGCCCCAAGCAUGCCAUGCACGGCUUUUUUGUCCAAGGUUUUCCUAAGCUCUUGAGAUUUCAAGAACAUCAUGAAAAAAUACUGAAUAAAUUUCUUUCCAAGCUUAAGCAACAUUUGGAUUCUCAAGAAAUCUACACAAGUUUUUACACAAUGAAAUGGUUUUUUCAGUGUUUCCUUGAUCGUACUCCCUUUACACUAAAUCUCCGAAUAUGGGAUAUCUACAUCUUUGAAGGAGAACGAGUUCUUACUGCCAUGUCUUACACAAUCUUAAAAUUACACAAAAAGCAUCUAAUGAAAUUGUCUAUGGAAGAACUUGUAGAAUUUCUUCAGGAGACCCUAGCAAAGGAUUUUUUCUUUGAAGAUGAUUUUGUAAUAGAACAACUUCAGAUCUCUAUGGCGGAACUAAAGCGGGCAAAAUUAGACCUUCCAGAACCUGGUAAAGAGGACGAGUACCCUCGGAAGCCCCUGGGGCAGCUGCCCCCUGAGCUGCAGUCCGGGGCCGUGAACCACCUGAGCAACGGACAGAGCAGCGUGGGCCGGCCCAGCCCCCGCGGCGGCAGCCGGAGGGACGGCGGGGCGUCGCCGCGCAAGAGGCAGGAGCCCUCGCCCCACCCUCAGAGCCGGACUGGCACGCCUUUUCGGGGCCGUUGUCGGGUGCGUGUCUUUUGGCGGCGGUUCUGGGCGCCUGUGCGCACGCGCGGACGAGCCCUGAGGGAGCGCUUUAAAAGCCGCUUUUAA
Molecule: messenger RNA, 1472 nt
Organism: Carlito syrichta (Philippine tarsier)
Lineage: Eukaryota; Metazoa; Chordata; Mammalia; Primates; Tarsiidae
Gene: USP6NL
Product: USP6 N-terminal like
Exons: 15
Coding region: 93-1472 (459 amino acids)
Source: RefSeq, a predicted model, not a curated record